This is a messenger RNA of Crotalus tigris (Tiger rattlesnake), 3597 nucleotides long. Its product is annotated as calpain-5-like. The record is from RefSeq and is a predicted model, not a curated record. Bases 44 to 2119 code for a protein of 691 amino acids. The transcript has 13 exons. Gene Ontology annotation, biological process: proteolysis. Gene Ontology annotation, molecular function: calcium-dependent cysteine-type endopeptidase activity. Lineage: Eukaryota; Metazoa; Chordata; Lepidosauria; Squamata; Viperidae. Gene Ontology annotation, cellular component: cytoplasm.
GAGAAACAGAAGUGGACAGAAGUUAUUUUGACCUCCCCCUGUGAUGAAAAAAAUUUGGUACAGUCCAAAGAGAUUUCAGGUUAAGAAGUUUGUUUGCUGCAGGGAUCUGCAAACUCUCUGUGCACGUUUGCCUGGCAGAACAGGAACUCCAUGGCUUAAAAUCAUUUUAAUUCAGACAGAGUCCAUGGGUUCUACCUCAGCCAAGCCCUUUAAAAAUCAGAAGUAUGAAGACCUCAAGCGACGGUGCCUUGAACGGAAGAAGCUCUUUGAAGACCCUGAGUUUCCUGCUUCAGAUGCUUCUCUCUUCUAUCUGAAUCCACCACUAGCGAAUGUGGAAUGGAAACGCCCCAAGGAGUUCUGUGAAGAUCCACAGCUGACCGUAAACGGAAUCAGUUCCCAUGAUUUACAUCAAGGGAGCCUGGGAAACUGCUGGUUCGUGGCUGCUUGUUCUUGCCUAGCUCUUCGGAAGACGCUGUGGCAGAAGGUGAUCCCAAAUAUUAAGGAACAGGACUGGGACCAAAAGAGACCAGAAAAAUAUGCUGGGAUAUUUCAUUUCCGUUUCUGGUGCUUUGGAGAAUGGAUUGAUGUGGUCAUAGAUGACCGAUUGCCGACCGUGGACAAUAAACUGAUCUACUGCUCUUCUAAGGACCCCAAUGAAUUCUGGAGUGCACUUCUGGAGAAAGCUUAUGCAAAGAUGGCAGGUUGUUAUGAAGCCUUGGAUGGGGGCAGCACAGCCGAGGCAAUUGUCGAUUUCACAGGAGCCAUAGCAGAAUCCAUCAACCUAAUUGAUGGUAAUUAUAACCACAGUAUCAUUGAGCAGGUGAAACUCUUCAGAGAAUUGCUGAAAGUUCAUAAAAGGGGAGGAUUGAUCAGCUGCUACAUCGUGCCUUCAUCCCUCAGUGAUUUUGAAGUAGAGACUGACAGGGGCUUAGUCAAAGGUCAUGCCUAUUCGGUGACAUCUAUCCUGAAAAUGUCUGUUGGACAGAAGCACCUGUGCGUUGGAAAGUCUAAGAAAUUCUUCAUGAUCCGAUUAAGGAAUCCUUGGGGAAACAAGGAAUGGAAUGGAGCAUGGAGUGAUGAGUCUGAGGAAUGGAAAAAAGUGAGCAAAUCGGAGCGCACAAGAUUAGGUCUCACCCUUGAAAAUAAUGGAGAAUUUUGGAUGACAUUUGAAGACUGGUGCAAGAACUUUACUGAUGUGGACAUCUGUCGGAUUGUGAACACGUCUUUCUUCAGUAUCCAUAAGACCUGGGAAAAGAAAAUGAUGCGUGGAGAGUGGACCAAGAAUCCAGAUCCCUUGUUAAAUCGCUCUGGAGGGUGUUUAAACCAUGAAGCAACCUUUCUCCAAAACCCUCAGUACAUCUUUGAUGUUAAGAAGGUGGAGGACAAAGUCUUGAUCUCCCUACAACAGAAGGACCAACGGAUUCACAGGAAAGAAGGGGCAGGAGAUAACCUUGUUAUUGGCUUUGAGAUUUUCAAGGUGGAGGAUAACCGAGACUAUCGCUUGCACCAGUUGAAAAUGCAAGAGAGAAUAACUAACUUCACCUACCUGAACAAUCGCACCAUGUAUCUGAAAGUGCUUCUCAAGCAAGGCCGGUACCUUUUGACUCCAACCACUUUUUCUCCAAACACUGAAGGGGAAUUCAUUCUGAGGCUCUUCACGGAUGUUCCAUCAGCACUCAGGGAGCUGAAACUGGACAAACCCAGGCUGUCUUUCCUGGAUAUCCUGCUGGGUGUCCCUAAGAGGGUGUCCCUUGUUAAAGUCUACAGGGUGGAAGGACUCCAGAGUCAGAGCAGUCACGGGGAAACCAACCUUUAUAUAAUUAUUAAGUGUGAGAACAGCAAGGUUCAGUCUCCCUCUCAGAAGAGCACGGGGACCGCUCUUUUCAACACCCAGGCUGUUUUCUACAAAAGGAAGGUUGACAGCCCCAUUAUCGUCCAGGUCUGGCACGAUGCCUUCUUUGACAGAUUCCUAGGAGAAGUCCGGUUGUCUGGGUCACCCAGUGACCCUCGGGAUCUUCAGAAGUAUCAACUUCAUGGCCGAGGCCUGCAGGAAGCAGAAGAAGUGCCCGGUCAAAUCACCAUCAAGAUACUUUCUAGUGAUGACCUGGUGGAACUAUGAGUUGCAGAGGCUGAUGGACCCCAAGAGGGAGCGAUGCUGUUAGAAUCCCCUCUUUGGUUUGUAAUCUCUGGGUUGCACAUGGACAGUACAAAAAUUUGUAAAGAGAGACAGAUGGGACAGGAUUGUCGCCGAUGUACUGACCUCCUCCUUUCCUCAUUUACUCUCCAAAUUGUAAUCCGUGCUAAACGAUGGUUCAUUCACAACCACAUUUACAGCUUUUCAGCCUUUCGGUUAGGAAAAUAGGGUCAUGUCACAGAGCUAGCUAGCUUAGCUUCCAAACCCAACUCCUGAAUAGCUUCACACCCAUUUUCUCAGUGGAAGUGGCGGAUUGUUUGGGUCAACUGAGUUACUUUUGGGAUGAAAUACCAGCUUUGUCCCAGAUCCUGCUGGGACUGCUAAGAAGAGCCCAUUGUCUCUUCUGUGUCUUCAGAAUCGAUGCAGCCACUGAAUAAGAGAUGCUAUAUUUGACGUAUGGGAUGACACAUCCCAUGAUGGGAGGCUUAAUGUUGCACAAUGGCCAAAUAGCCGUCUUGCCUGUUGGAGUUGCAACAAAUGAGUAGCUUUUCUUCACACAGCCCUGUCUUGUACUUGAGUUAAAUCAUCAUCAUCAUCCCAUAAAGGGAAAACUGCUCUCCAACAGUCACCAUUUUUUUCUUCCUGGUGAACAGAGAGUCCCUGAUUUCAGCACCAGUUGGGAGCAUCAAAUUCAUUGUCAAAUGGUGCACUCAGUAAGGGAAGCACCACCCCCGAUCUCAUGACCUUUUCGCCACAGUUGUUAAGCAAAACAUCACGCGGUUGCAAUUUUCAACCUAGCUUCUCCGUUGACUCUGCUUGUCAGACGCCAGCUGGAGAGGUUGGAAAUGGCAAUCACGUGACCCCGGGACAUUGCACCCCGGUGAUCACAGGACCCCAGGAUGCACAACAGUUGCUAAGUGCCUAAAUCACAAUCAUGUGAUGGUGGGGGCACUGUGAUGGUCAUAAAUGCACGGAGCGGUCAUAAAUCACUUUUUUCAGCACUGUUGUGACUUUGAAUGGUUGUUAAACCAACCAUUGUAAGUCGAGAACUGCCUAUAUGUGGAGGACAAUAGUUCAUUGGGCCUCUUCUGGCAUGGGUUCCUACAGUGGGAAUAUCUUCAAGCAGAGACUCGCCCCAAACAUUCUUGCUGAUGAGAUGAGAGGCAGAAAGAAAUCAGAGUUGUUUUAGGAUACCCCAAAGAAGUCUUGUCUCUUCACAUUCCAGGGUGUUCUUCAACAUCUGGGGCAUAUUUUUAGGGAGAUCCUAAAAUGGAUGAGGAUAGAGGGAAAGGAACUGUCAUUCCUACCACACCUAACACUCUAAAUGGAAAGGACCUUUGGCUCCAUUUGUUGAGAAAGAUAUAGUUCAGUGGUGGCGAACCUAUGGCACAUGUGCCAGAAGCAGCACUUGGAGUUCUCUCUGUGGACACACAUGCUGUUGCCCCAGCCUCGCCUCCCCCCGC